CGAUAGCAGUCAUCGCUGCACUGUUGCAUUGGGAAGUCGUUUGGUUGUGUUCCAGACUGUCACAUUGCCGUACUCUGAAAUUAUGGCACCGAGAUUCCAAAGAUUCAGAGAUUCAAGUGAAAAAUUUGUUCUGGACGCCGACGUGGCAGAGGUGAACAGAAAAGUGGAAGAAGAUCUGCCAUCUUUUGUGACCAUUUUCGAGGCUGAGAAAGCAGCUUCUGAGUCGUACGCCGGAGCUUGGGCCAAAGCUACAGAGCUAUUCGAGUCCAAGUUCGUAAAAUCUCUUGGUCCUAAGGAAACGAAAAUAGUGAACAAAAACUUGAAUGAUAAGCUACCAGAAUCGCUUCGAGAGAACCCAUCGUAUCUCCUGGUUGCCGUGAUCGUCAUCACUCAAGAGGAUGGCCAAAAUUUCAUUGACGAGUUCCAUGUGGCGACACGGAGCCUCGUGGCAGAACUAGACUGGUCAUCUUACGGUUUUAAGAGCCUUCUGAUGCUUCUUAGUCAGGCCCAACGUAACCUAUCCAGCCGACCUAACCCUGAGAUGAACAAAUUCAUCUUUAGAACCGCUGAUGAGCGCUGGAAUUUGAAUAAGGGACAGCAUCUGAGCUUGGGCUGCUUCUCUUCCUUCACCGUUCGUCGCAACGUUGCCAUGAGACAUCUGAUCCUUCACGAUCCCAGCGCAUCCUCGUAUCGACAUGGGGCGAUUGCUACCAGGCUUCACUCUUUUGAUGGUGCUAUCUUCCAGCCAGUCACUUCGUCCGCCCAAUUACGGGCAUUAUCCGGAGCCGGGAUGCCUACCAUGCAGACCUUAAAGGCAAAAUGCGGACGGCUGGGAAUGACUGUGAACGUGGUCUUUGACCAGGCGUUUCCAGGCAUUAUUUACUCGAAGGGCCACUACGCCGACAAGCGAUGCAAUUACGUGGGAGAAGACAACAAGUUUGGAGCCAAGGAGUUCUCGUUUUUGAUUCCUGUUGACGAUUGCGGGACUGCCGGAGAGAUGGUGAGCGGUCGCUCAACUAAAGAUGGCUUCUACGAGAACACAAUCAUAAUACAGCUGGACCCGCUGAUCACGGAGGUCUCAGUAGAGUUUGACAAGCGGUCCAUCAACACACUCAUGGAGGUGCAGCAAGGACCCAUCCCCCUCGCCGCCCCCGCCUCAGGUUACAUCUACGCCGGCACUGAGUCCUCCAUGGUCAUCUACAUCCAGGAUCCCGGAAAGAAUAUGGACGCGAACGUGGUGAACUGCAGCGCCUCAAACAGAGGCAAAUCUUCCGUGCAACUGCUGGACGAGUCAGGCUGUCUCCUCAGACCUGACCUCAUGACUCGUUUCGACAAGUCCAGAGACAGCAACGGCGUUAGAGCUGAUCUGAUGCUCUACUCAUAUCUCAAAAUACAAAAGUAGCAUAGAAAGCGAGCCUAUGGGCACAGUUUGCAUAAAGUGGUUAAUCACAUGCAGGUUACUGACCGUUUACCCACAAUCUUAACCCGAAUCUUGGCCAUCAAAUUUUCUCAACGACCAUUUACCCCUGAUCAAAACCUGACCAUUACCUUGAUUGACCGAGUGCUCAAAAUAGUUUUUUAACCAUCAUCUUUCAUUAGAAUUUGGAAACUGUUACUAAUGAGCUAGAGCGAUUAUCACAAUAGAAUAAUCCAGCUGAUGAUACACCCGCGGAAGAUACAAUAAUUGUAGUUCAAUUUACUUAUCCCAAAGCUAUCACAUAUUACUAAGUCAAACCAUUAGAACGAUUUCAAAAUUAUUAUCUCUAUUCGAGUACCUUUUCAUUGAUCUGAAUAAUAUUCACAGUGAUUACAUUGCCUGCAAUAUGCCCUUUGCGUAGUUUCAAGAACUGCGUAAUGAAACGUACAAAGUACCAUAUAGUUUUGUGUCGAUAAAAAGAUGAGCACCCAGGUUCUGGAAAGAAUUUCAAAAAAUUAAAGCAAUUAUACAUCACAGAGAAGUAUCUUCCAUUUUGACACUCGAUCUAGGUUAUUAGUAACGAGCAGUUUCCAAAUUUUAUUAAAGCAGGUGGUUAAAAAAUAAUGUGAGCGCUCGGCCAAUCGAGGUAAUGGUCAGGUUUUUAUCGUGGGUAAAUGGUCGUUAAUAAAAUUUUGAUGGCCAAGAUUCGGGGUAAGAUUGUGUGUAAGUGGUCAAUGACCUUUGAUUAACUCGUUUAUGCAAAUUGGGUCAUAGACUUGCUUUCUAUGCUGCUUACGAAUUUAUUAUAUAAUUUAAUGUUUAGUCAAUUACAUAUUUUAAAAGAAAUGUGCACUUUGAAUGGCGCAAGAAUUCCUCAAAACCCUUGACAAACGAUUAUGAUUCAAGAGCCUAUUUCUACAAUAAAAUUUACCAUUAAGUCCACUGAGAUUAAUGAAAUUUCAAGUUUGUCUUUUGCGAGCACUAUUUCUAAGUAUCGGUCCUCUUUAAGAAUCCUAUUCUAAAUUUCGACAAGAUUUUGAUGCAAGCAAAGCAGCUGAUUUUGUAAUCCGUUGCGAGCUUGAGCUCUGCAAGGGCUCAAGCCACUGCCAUGCUUCGAGGCCAACACUCGCAAGAGGAGAAGCGUCCGAGGCGACGCUUUUGACCGCGUGUCACCGCAUGAGGGGGCGUUCUCUCACGAAUCUGUUGAAGGUCUCAUCGAACUAAAAGAA
Molecule: messenger RNA, 2646 nt
Organism: Hyalella azteca
Lineage: Eukaryota; Metazoa; Arthropoda; Malacostraca; Amphipoda; Hyalellidae
Exons: 8
Coding region: 83-1402 (439 amino acids)
Molecular function (GO): NAD+-protein-arginine ADP-ribosyltransferase activity
Source: RefSeq, a predicted model, not a curated record